Messenger RNA from Arachis stenosperma, 1368 nucleotides. Its product is annotated as 4-hydroxy-tetrahydrodipicolinate synthase, chloroplastic-like. The transcript is spliced from 3 exons. The coding region runs from base 143 to 1231 and encodes 362 amino acids. Lineage: Eukaryota; Viridiplantae; Streptophyta; Magnoliopsida; Fabales; Fabaceae. The record is from RefSeq and is a predicted model, not a curated record. Gene Ontology annotation, molecular function: 4-hydroxy-tetrahydrodipicolinate synthase activity.
UCGGUUUGGAUGACUGCGUCUGAGAACACUCUAACUUUAUUAAACAGGAAAUUGUCUUUGCAACUACUGCCAUUUCUUCCACUUUCAUCAACAUUUAUUUCACUCACACGCUUCAAACGACGUCGUUUUGCUUAACAUUCUCAUGGCCCUCUUGAAGACCUCCACCACUCUCUCCUUCAGAGCAACCGCUUUUCCGCUCCAUGGCCAUACCACCAACACCAGGAAGUUGCAUUGGAAGCCUACUCAAGCAGCUUUGACAUCCAGUUUCCACCUUCCUAUGCGUAGCUUUGAGGCUAAGAACAGGACUUCCACAGAUGACGUAAAACGUCUGAGAUUGAUAACUGCCAUUAAGACACCAUACCUACCCGAUGGUCGCUUUGAUCUUGAAGCAUAUGAUACCUUAGUAAAUUUGCAGAUUGAAAAUGGAGUUGAAGGUGUCAUUGUUGGUGGCACAACUGGAGAAGGCCAAUUAAUGAGCUGGGAUGAACACAUAAUGCUUAUUGGGCACACAGUCAACUGUUUCGGAGUGAAAAUCAAGGUUAUAGGAAACACCGGAAGCAACUCCACAAGGGAAGCAAUCCAUGCCACAGAGCAGGGUUUUGCUGUUGGGAUGCACGCUGCCCUUCACAUAAACCCUUACUACGGCAAAACUUCCUUGAAUGGUUUGAUUUCUCAUUUCAAUACCGUGCUUCCGAUGGGCCCUACCAUCAUAUACAAUGUGCCUUCAAGGACCAGUCAAGACAUUCCUCCACAGGUGAUUCAAACCUUAGCACAGAGUGCGAGUUUAGCCGGUGUCAAGGAAUGUAUGGGAAAUGACAGGAUCAAACAAUAUACAGAUAAUGGCAUUGUUGUGUGGAGCGGGAAUGAUGACCAAUGCCAUGAUGCUAGAUGGGGCUACGGAGCGACAGGAGUGAUAUCUGUCGCAAGCAACCUGGUUCCCGGUUUAAUGCGAGAACUCAUAAUUGGUGGUGAGAAUCCGGCGCUGAAUUCUAAGCUCAUGCCUCUUGUUGAAUGGCUUUUUUGCGAGCCAAACCCCAUCGGUUUGAACACAGCUCUUGCUCAACUCGGAGUUGCUCGGCCGGUUUUCAGGUUACCAUAUGUACCUCUCCCUUUGAAGAAGCGGAUGGAAUUUGUCAAUUUGGUGAAGGGAAUCGGUCGAGAGCACUUUAUUGGAGACAAAGAUGUUCAGGUUCUUGAUGAUAAUGAGUUUAUCUUAAUUGGUCGUCAUUAACUUAGGUUUUUCCACUUUAUAGAACUAGUUUUAUGACUUCUAUCAGUGUAUCCUACUAUCUUGUUUAGGUGUUUGCCAAUCUUAGAAGAACUAGAUGAUUAUGUAUAUAUUAUGGAAACUGAUAAAUCUUCCAAGUC